This is a messenger RNA of Lampris incognitus (smalleye Pacific opah), 4623 nucleotides long. It is a transcript of the gene ipo5, whose product is annotated as karyopherin (importin) beta 3. The coding region runs from base 51 to 3332 and encodes 1093 amino acids. NCBI's taxonomy places the organism in Eukaryota, Metazoa, Chordata, Actinopteri, Lampriformes, Lampridae. Gene Ontology annotation, cellular component: cytoplasm; nucleus. The transcript is spliced from 26 exons. The record is from RefSeq and is a predicted model, not a curated record. Gene Ontology annotation, biological process: protein import into nucleus. Gene Ontology annotation, molecular function: protein binding; nuclear import signal receptor activity.
UCGUCACACGACUUCUCCGCUGGGUUGUCCUUUCUCCGGAUCUCACUGCAAUGGCGGAGCAGCAGCAGUUCUACCUCUUGCUGAGCAACUUGAUGAGCCCUGACAACGGCGUCAGGAAACAAGCGGAGGAAGCCUAUGAUUCAAUCCCUGGUCAGGACAAGAUCACCUUCUUGCUACAGGCCAUCAGAGAUGCAUCUGCCACUGAGGAGGUUAAGCAGAUGGCGGCCGUGCUGUUACGGCGGUUGCUGUCGUCUUCCUUUGAGGAGAUCUAUCCAGGCCUGACUGUGGAGAUGCAGACAGUCAUCAAGACAGAGCUGCUAUCCAGCAUCCAACAGGAGACCUCACCCAACAUCCGCAAGAAGGUCUGUGAUAUCGCUGCUGAGCUCUCACGUAACCUCAUUGAUGAUGACGGAAACAACCAGUGGCCAGAGCUGCUCAAGUUCCUGUUUGACUCUGUCAAUUCUCAGAGUGUCAGCCUGCGAGAAGCUGCCCUGCAUAUAUUCUGGAACUUCCCGGGGAUAUUUGGCAAUCAGCAGCAGCAUUAUAUGGAGGUUAUCAAGCGCAUGCUGGCACAGUGCAUGCAGGACCAGGAGAACCCACAGAUUCGUACCCUGGCAGCACGUGCUGCAGCCUCCUUUGUUUUGUCCAACGAGAGCAACACAGCCCUGCUGAAACACUUCUCUGAUCUGCUACCAGGCAUUCUGCAGGCAGUGAAUGAGUCUUGCUACCAGGGAGAUGACUCGGUGCUCAAGUCUUUGGUGGAGAUAGCUGACACUGCACCCAAAUAUUUGAGACCCCACCUAGAGCCUACUUUACAGCUCAGUCUUAAGUUGUGUGCAGACACCAACUUGACCAAUAUGCAGAGGCAGCUGGCACUGGAGGUCAUUGUCACCCUCUCAGAGACUGCAGCAGCCAUGCUGAGGAAACACACAGCCAUCGUGGCUCAGAGCGUGCCCCAGAUGUUGGCCAUGAUGGUGGACCUGGAAGAGGAUGAGGAGUGGGCCAUGGCCGAUGAGCUGGAGGAUGAUGACUUCGACAGUAAUGCUGUGGCUGGAGAGAGUGCCCUGGACAGAAUUGCCUGUGGGCUGGGAGGCAAGAUCGUGCUGCCAAUGAUCAAGCAGCACAUCAUGCAGAUGCUACAGAACCCUGACUGGAAGUAUCGCCACGCCGGUUUAAUGGCUCUGUCUGCCAUUGGUGAGGGCUGCCACCAGCAGAUGGAAGCUAUUCUCAAUGAGAUAGUCAGCUUUGUCCUCCUCUUCUGCUCUGACCCUCAUCCCAGAGUGCGUUACGCUGCCUGCAAUGCCAUUGGACAGAUGGCCACAGAUUUCGCACCCACCUUCCAAAAGAAGUUCCAUGAUAAGGUGAUCUCUGCCCUGCUUCAGACCAUGGAAGACCAGAGCAACCCCAGGGUGCAGGCGCAUGCAGCUGCUGCCCUCAUCAACUUCACAGAGGACUGUCCCAAAUCGCUGCUCAUCCCUUACCUAGACAGCCUGGUGCAGCAUCUGCAUGUCAUUAUGGUAGCCAAGCUUCAGGAGCUGAUUCAGAGGGGCACCAAGCUCGUACUGGAGCAGGUGGUGACAUCCAUUGCCUCGGUGGCCGACACGGCCGAGGAGAAGUUUGUGCCCUACUAUGACCUGUUCAUGCCCUCACUGAAGCACAUUGUGGAGAAUGCCGUGCAGAAGGAGCUGCGCCUGCUUCGUGGCAAGACCAUAGAAUGUAUCAGCCUCAUUGGCCUGGCAGUGGGCAAGGAGAAGUUCAUGCCUGAUGCUUCAGCUGUGAUGCAGCUGCUCCUCAAGACCCAGACAGACUUCAAUGAUCUGGACGAUGAUGACCCUCAGAUCUCGUACAUGAUUUCAGCCUGGGCGAGAAUGUGUAAGAUCCUGGGGAAGGAGUUUCAACAAUACCUGCCAGUGGUAAUGGGUCCCCUGAUGAAGACGGCCUCCAUCAAGCCAGAGGUGGCUCUUCUUGACACCCAGGACAUGGAGAACAUAUCUGAAGAUGACGGCUGGGAGUUUGUCAACCUGGGAGACCAGCAGAGCUUCGGCAUCAAAACCGCCGGCCUUGAGGAGAAGGCCACCGCCUGCCAGAUGCUGGUGUGCUAUGCCAAAGAGCUGAAGGAGGGGUUCGUGGAAUACACGGAACAAGUGGUGAAGCUGAUGGUGCCUCUACUCAAGUUCUACUUCCAUGAUGGGGUCCGGGUGGCAGCAGCCGAGUCCAUGCCCCUGCUACUGGAGUGCGCUCGGGUUCGUGGACCCGAGUACCUUACCCAGAUGUGGCAUUUUAUGUGCGACGCCCUCAUCAAGUCCAUCGGCACAGAGCCAGACUCAGACGUCCUUUCGGAAAUCAUGCAUUCUUUCGCCAAGUGUAUUGAGCUGAUGGGAGACGGCUGCCUGAACAACGAGCACUUUGAAGAGCUGGGCGGUAUUCUGAAAGGGAAGCUGGAGGAGCACUUUAAAAACCAGGAGCUCAGACAGGCCAAAAGACAAGAUGAAGACUAUGAUGAGCAAGUGGAGGAAACAUUACAAGAUGAGGAUGAAAAUGAUGUGUACAUCCUGACAAAAGUGUCCGACAUCUUGCACUCGGUCUUCAGUAGUUACAAGGAGAAGGUGCUGCCCUGGUUUGAACAGCUGCUGCAGCUUAUCGUUCAGCUAAUAUGUCCCAACAGGCCGUGGGCUGACAGACAGUGGGGCCUGUGCAUCUUCGACGAUGUAGUGGAACACUGCAGCCCCUCGUCCUUCAAAUAUGCAGAGUACUUUCUGCGCCCCAUGCUCCAAUCACUGUGUGACUCCAGCCCCGAAGUGCGGCAAGCGGCUGCCUACGGUGUAGGAGUCAUGGCCCAGUAUGGAGGAGAGAACUAUCGGCCAUUUUGCACAGAGGCCAUCCCACUGUUGGUGGGUGUGAUCCAGGCUGCAGAAUCGCGCUCUAAGGAGAACAUCAACGCCACAGAGAACUGCAUCUCAGCAGUGGGGAAGGUGAUGAGGUUCCGGCCCGAGUGUGCCAAUGUCAACGAGAUCCUGCCCCACUGGCUAGGAUGGCUACCCCUAAAUGAAGACAAGGAGGAAGCUGUGCACACCUUCGACUUCCUGUGUGACCUCAUUGAAAGCAACAACCCCAUUGUCCUGGGACCAGACAACUCCAACCUUCCCAAAAUAUUUUUCAUCAUCGCAGACGGAGUAGCAAAUGAGUCUGUUAAGAGCGAAGAUGCGUGUAGCAAACGGUUGGCUAAUGUCAUCCGCCAAGUACAGGUAUCGGGAGGGCUCUGGUCACAGUGCGUAUCGACACUGAACGAGACACAGCAGAAAGCCAUACAAGACCUUCUGAACACCGCUUGAGCCGCCUUGACACCCCCCACACACAAACACACACACCUUCCCCCACCCCUAAUCAACCUGCCCCCACCUUCAGUGAAAAUAGCCAGACCAUGAUGAAACAUCUAGAUCCUGGAUCUACUCAUAGACCCCUUUCUUCCUCCUGCUCUGACCUGUAGCGUGCGUGUGUGUGUAUGUGUGUGUGUGCGUGCGUGUAUGUGUGUGUGUGCGUGUAUGUGUGUGUGUGUGUUUGUGUAUAUGGACUUCUCUGCCGCCUGAUUCUGGCUACGCCGCCCAACCCCUGCCACCCCAGUCUCUCCUCCCUGAUCUGUCUACAACAGCCCGCUCCCCUUCCUCUGUACCCUGGGAUCCUGCAGGAUUUGACCGAGCGUUGAGACCCAUUGGCCUUCCCAUUUUCAUGGAGGACAGUGCACACCAAAUCAAAGCCACUCCCCGUGCCCAAUGAGCAGACUUUAUCAUCCACUUACCCAAUGGGUGUUUUGUCAGUCCUCAUCCGUGUGUAAACGGAGUGGAAGCAGAGAAUAUACCCAGUUACCCCCAUCUUUAUAUGUUACAAUAUCUGGUCACGUAUCUUUCAUCUGGACUUUAAUUUUUUAAUUUUAUUUUUUGUCAUUCCCCGAGUUUGACUUGUCAUGUUGUGCUCUGGACUCCCAUUUUCCAUGUCGCCCACUAGAAACCCAUUACACUGUCCACCUCAGAGGGGCAACAGUUUAUGAAAUGGGGACUGGACUAGAAGUUUGAGCAGACUGAGUGACUAAAUGAGGUGGAAUGCACAUGGGGCGAUCACUGCCUAUAUCCUGUGAAUUUUGUUUUUUGUGAAUUUUUUUUUCUCUCAUUCUGUAUCCCCAGCAUUACCUGGGAAUCUGAAGAUUAAAAGCAUGAGUGCCGCUGACUAACUAACUUCUUAAAAGAAAUAAAAAUUAGUUAUGAAAUCUACACCUGGGCGAGGUGAUAUUGACCCAGAGACUUUCUUCAUAGCCUUUUGAGCCUGAGUCAAAGCUCGCAGCUGUCUAAGGGAAAUGGUAACUCCAGUGUCUGUGCUUUUUCAGAGCGGGUUGCACACAUUUUACUAGGAUUUUUGUUUUGGGAACUCCACAGGAAGUGCAAUAAUCCUUAAGUGAGUCCUGGCUGCAAUGUGUUUAGACAUGUUGAAAGGAGCAUGGAUCGGAAAACUUUUUUUGUAAAAUGUGUGCUACCAUCCUAACAAUUCUGGAUCAGAACCUUCGCAGUCCUGCAGGUAUUUGAUGGAAUUGUAAAAAUGACCAACAAUAAAAUUCCAUUAGAGAAUUGUGAA